Messenger RNA from Pieris napi, 2588 nucleotides. Its product is annotated as solute carrier family 35 member G1. The transcript is spliced from 2 exons. Gene Ontology annotation, cellular component: membrane. NCBI's taxonomy places the organism in Eukaryota, Metazoa, Arthropoda, Insecta, Lepidoptera, Pieridae. The record is from RefSeq and is a predicted model, not a curated record. The coding region runs from base 172 to 1206 and encodes 344 amino acids.
AUCUGUGAUUAUUGUCGAUAGGUUUUGGGAAUUGGAACUUAGGGAGUGUUAUGAAUUAUUUAAAAAUUUCUACAAAAUAGAAAUUUAAGUAAUGAAUCAAUUCAGAUAAUAUGAAGCCUGUAAAGUACCUUUAAAAUAAAUCGACAACGUUUUUCGCCUUGAAAAAGAGUUAUGCCGGAGCAUUUGGAACUUCAGCAUCUUGUAGAUUUAUCGGUUGGAAGCGAUGAAACCUUGCCAAACCUUCUCGAGAAUAAACGACCUUUGAUAAAGCGAUGUCCAUACAUUGGUUUACUCUUGGCCACAUUAUCUUCGCUUUUCUUUUCAUUAUGUUCGGUAAUAGUGAAAAGCCUAGUUAACAUAGAUCCAAUCCAACUGGCAAUGUUUCGUUUUAUUGGUGUCUUAUUGCCGACUGUGCCCAUUGUUAUUUACACUGAACAACCAAUAUUUCCACAAGGCAAGCGAUUACUACUUAUACUACGAUCUAUUGUUGGCACCAUAGGACUAAUGUUAAGCUUCUACGCUUUUCGGAAUAUGCCAUUGGCGGAUGCUUCAGUGAUAGUUUUCUCAGUACCCGUGUUUGUUGCAUUGUUCGCUCGAGUAUUUUUAAAAGAGCCAUGUGGUAUUUGGAAUACAAUUUCCAUAAUAUUAACUCUAGUAGGUGUAAUACUAAUCACUCAUCCUCCAUUUAUAUUUGGUGAUGAAAAAGUUGAAAGCAAUGAAAAUUAUGAUAGUUUACGAGGUGCCAUUGCAGCAUUUGUCUCCACAAUAUUUGGGGCAAAUGCUUAUGUGUUGUUACGAGUACUUAAAGGUUUACAUUUCUCUGUUAUUAUGACGAAUUUUGGUGCUAUUGCUAUAUUACAAACAUUAUUUGUUUCUGUGGUAUUUGGCACUUUGUGUAUGCCAAAUUGUGGUACAGAACGGCUUCUAGUUGUAUGCCUAGCUUUAUUUAGUUAUUUAGGACAAAUUCUACUCACUAUGUCUCUGCAAAUGGAGCAAGCUGGCCCAGUUGCUAUUGCCAGAUCUGCAGAUAUAGUGUUUGCUUUUCUUUGGCAAGUAAUGUUUUUUGAUGAAAUACCAAGUAAAUAUUCAGUUUGUGGAGCUGUCUUAGUUCUUUUGUCAGUAUUAUUAGUAGGUUUACGUAAAUGGGCUUUAGCCCUCCCAGCUGAGUCACAGUUAAGAAAAAUGUUAGGAGUUUUGGCACAAUAAAAAUUCUUAUACUUUAUAUUUUUCAUACAUUAAAAUUACAUAUUCUAAUGGUGUCUUUUGAAGCCUUAGUAUAAACAUAUUGUUGUUCCAUUUUAGUAGUUGAAGUAUGUAUAUAGAUUGUAGGCCUAGAUAAUGUUUAUAAUUUUAAAUUUAGUUCCUUCUAGUCAGUCAUGAAGUGAUAUUUUAAAUUAGUUUAAACUAAUAUAACAAAUUUGUUUAUUACAUAUUGUUAACAAUUUCCAUUUAUUAAAAUACUGAUAUGUUAUGAUUCUUAUAAGUUCUCUAGUAAAAAAUACUCCAAAGACUGUUAAAUAAACACAAUGUAUAGUUUAAAUUAACAAGCAGUGUGCCGAUGGGAUGAUGAACAUUGUAAAGACAUGGAAUGUAUCCCUAUACCAAAAUUAAAUCAUUACUGUAGUGUAAAUAGGUAUUGCAUCAUUAACUUAGGAUGGAACUUUUAUAUGAUUAUACUUUAUUUUAACAUAAUUUUUUAAUAAUGCAAAAAACAUAUUUAUUUACCAUCAUAUUAAAAUGGUAUAUGUAAACUUUGCUUGCACUUUGCUAGUUUUUUUUAAAUUUAAUAUGUGGUAAGUUUGCACUGCAACAAACUAUGCAAUAAUAAUUUGAUUCCAUUAUUUAAAUUAGAUUAUAGUAUUGUUACUUAUAUUUAAUGUUAAUUGCAUCAAAGUUAAGUAGGCAUAAACUUAUAAGCUGGAGUUAUGUAAUUCAUGUUAGGAAAAUGUUUUUAGUGUAGUCAUGCAAUAAUUAGAUCUGACUACACUUGUGGGCUCAAAUUUCUUUUGUAAGGUGGAUUGAAUAUAUUAAGAUCAGUAAAAGGAUUCUUACAAUUGAAAAUUAAGUGCUUGAUUAAAUAUAAGCUAGGCAUCUAGUUAAUACCUACCAUUUUGUGUUCCUUGUUGGCCUUAUCUUGCAUGUCUAGGUUGUGUGCGCACCAUGAUUAUCAAGCUUAAAAACUAUAUUCUUGUAUUUGAAUAACAACUAAAAAUAGCACAGGCCCAAAAACUCCUGAUUAUUGAAGUAAAUAGAAUUUUUCAUCUUAAUUUUGUAUUUAUUAAAUAUUAUCAUCACUCAUUAAAUAGAUGACAUGGUUAAGCGGAUAUAAAAUAAAAAGGUUUAACAUGCACAUUUUUGUAUCUCUAUUAAUUUACAAUCAAUAUUUUACAUACUAUUAAAAUGAAAGUUAUCAUAGUAACAAUGUAAUUUAGAAUAAAUAUACAACUAGUCACAAAAGCUUUACUGUUUUUAUUGCGCUAUUAAAUAUUUAAGAAUUGUUUUAUUAUAAUAGAUCAUCAAACUAUUUAGAAAAUAUUGUGAUAUUUUUUUCUCACCUAUGUAAUGAGUUCUAUUGCUUAUUAAAUAAG